GUUGGUUAUGGUGAAUAUUUGGAUACCCUGGCAAGUACUAGGAAGGAACUUCAGGUCUGGGACCAAAUUCAAAGAGCUUCUUCGUAAAAGUUGUCAAGUAACCACAUGGACAAUUUAGGAUUUCAACAUGAUGUCGAAGAAGCGUCCUUCUCUCUCAGCGAAAACAGCAACAAUGAAGACAUUCAACAAUGGUCUAGGAGCCUACAUCUUCUUUCUUGCGAUAAUGGUCGCUGUGACAAUAUAAGAGAAGCUAGCGCGCAACAAUGGAAAACUAUCGCAAACACAAACUCAACAAAGCUCGUGUCCUCGUCCUCAUUCAGUUUACCAAAGAACAAGACCUUAAACAAGUAUAGACGCUUUUCAGAAUCGUUUUCGUGUACUAGUCGAGUGCCUUCGUGUGUGGGAAAGAUGUUGAAUAUUCCGUCCAGAGAAGAUGUGAAACAUGGUAACAUAAAAUGUUCAUCGUUUAUUGUAAGUGACAAUAAUAAUGUAAAUAAAUCUGUGACUGAUUCCACCGCUAAAUACCAGCAACAUUCCUGUGAAGAUGGCGGCUACACAGAAGUCCACUGUAACAGUUCAAAUCCUCUUUGGUCCGAUGAAUAUCAGCCAAAUAAUUUGAGGAUAUGCUCAUCACAAAACUUCCAGGGACACAAUUCAAUGUCAUCCUUAAUUAACAACGUGCAGGAAUGUUCAAACCAUGCACCAAUGCCUUCUAUAUCUCUAAAUAAUAGUUACCGUGAAGGGUACCUGAGUUCGAUGCCGUCCUUUUCAAAAUCUCCUCUUAAUCUUUCUCCAUCUUUUUCAAAUAAACACAACUUGAUUAAUGAUACGUCACUAGACAUCCAAAAUACAGUGGCCCAGUCACUAAAAUCUACAAACAAAUAUAGCAACUUGGGUCCUACCCAGGCUUUCCUCAAUAAUGCUCAAAAUUCAGAAAACUCGUCUCCAUCUUUGAUGAAGAAGCAACAUCAGGUUUCAAAAGACGAUUCCGACUUGAAUUCGACGCAAUGCAUAAUGAAAUCACAAAAGAAUGUGAAUCGUAUUGUGAAUAGUGCCACAUUACCAACAGCAAUCAUUAAGAACGUAAGGAAUCAAAAUUUGGAGUUCACAUCAGUUAUACCAACUGUGUCGGGAACAGUGCCGUUGUAUUACUCUGAAUUUCUGAAUCAGCAACAGGCCUCGCCGAGCCCAUACACAGAGAACAGAAUGAACAUGAGGCGGUCCUCCAGAGUUCUGCCAAGUGGCCGGGCGGCGAGUGACCACUCUAAGCGCAGGACUCUUGCGGGAUGUUGUAUCCUACUCCUGGCUUGCGUUCUACUCCUGGUUGCCAUAGGAUUGGUCAUCUACGCAAAGACAGCUAUGAACUCGUUUCCCUUGAAACUGCCAGAAGGCUGUGAUGCUGCAGAAACCGGCGUGAAUGUGGUAGCUGGCGAGUUCCGAAUAACAAAUGAGCGGUAUGAGUCUAGUCUGAAGGAUGAAACUUCAGCAGACUUCAAGCAACUAGUUGCUCAGAUAACACAACAGCUCAACAUCCUCUUCAGUGCCAGCACGCUGUCUGUACACUACAAUCACUCACAUGUGACACAAUUCAGUGACUGUUUUAAGAAGUCAGGAACCGGUGGUAUUCUGGUACAGUUCAAACUGGUGUUAUUGUCAGCCCCUCCAAAUGGCGAGGCAGCAAACCAGGCAGGCCUGGAAUUCCUGCGAGGACUGCAACAUCAUCACGGUCAAAUGUGGCUGGGAAAUUUUGCUGUUGAUGUACAAUCAAUAGGCUUUGUUGCUGUGGUGGAUAUGGCAUCUCUGCCCGAGCAGACACCAGACCCAGCACUUCUUCCUGGAUGGUCAUCAUGGUCUGAAUGGAGUGACUGCAACGCUCCAUCAGCGCUGUCCAAAAACACCCAGAUACGAAGCAGGUUAUGUCGCUUGGACAGAGGAGUGGGAGAUGUACUCUCAAACAUUGAGCCCUGCUUGUUGCUAGAGCAGGCCGGAGGUGACCUCGAAGUGAGAGACUGUGAAAACAUGAGUACAGUGACAGUUCUGUCAUCGAGGGUGCUCGAAGGUGAGGUCGUCUCCAAUGACAUAAGUGUAGAUAUGACAGUUCAACCACCUGCAGCAUCCAGUUCUUCCAGUGUAGAUGUAAUUGAGGGGAAUACAGUUACCAUGCAAACGACAGAUCACCUUCAUGCUGUCGGAGAUAACGCAACAUUAAUAAACUCCAGCAGACGUUCAACAAUACCAGUUAUGGAUCUGUCACUGCCAUCAUAUCGCCACUGUGAUGAGUGCUUGCCUGGUGAAGUGUGUGUGGCACUCUGUGGUGAAGAUGUGCCAACCUGUAGACAGCCUCAUGACCCUGGUGACCCAACAGGUUGUGGGGGUCAUUGCCUCAUCAAUACACAGUUCUGCAACAAACUUGAUGUAGAUGCUUUCAGAUGUCUGGAUGAUUCCUACUGCCUCCCAACAGAGUGGCGCUGCUCAAACCAUCUUUGCAUCCCACAGGAGAAGAGGUGUGAUGGUCAUAUGAACUGUUAUGACCAUACUGAUGAAUUUGAUUGCACAUGCAAUAUGACAUCCCAUUUUCACUGUGGCAACAACACUUCCUGUCUUCCGCUCAAGAAGAAAUGCAAUGGUAUUAUAGACUGUUGGGAUGGUUCUGAUGAGCUCAACUGCACCUCUGCAUGUCCUACUACAAACCAGUUCACCUGCAAUGAUGGUCAGUGUAUUCCACAUGCUCAGUUCUGUGAUGGGAUCUCAGACUGUGAGGACAAGUCAGAUGAACCGUUUGGCUGUGGAGGAGAAUGUAAAAGUCAUGAAUGGAAGUGUGGAAAUGGUCGCUGUAUUAAGAAACAAGCUGUAUGUGAUGGGACUGACAACUGUGGAGACAUGUCUGAUGAAAAGAACUGUCCACGCAGUUGGAGAUAAUUAAUUGGUGUGGUCCAUUAGUUUGCUGCUGGCACUGAAGUACAACUGAAAAUAUUGCAGAAAAUGGCUCAAGUAUUACCGGAACUGGGAAGUCAGAAUGUGUGCCAGAAGUACUCUCAUUCUUGUUUUUCUUAAUUCUUAUAUUUAGUUACCAUAACUGCAUUUAUAUUUCAAAUUUCGCGUUCAGGAAAUUCUUUAUGUUGAAAUGUCACUACUCAGAGAUAUAAAAUAAGCAAAGAAACAAACUAUUAGCACUAUAAAUGACACUAGUGCCAAACGGGUUUCGACCUCAAGAGGUCAUCAUGAUUUGUUUUUUAAACCAUUUUUGAUUAUGAAUUAAUUCCCUGUUGCCACUGAUCAUGACCUCUUGUGGUUGAAAUGCAUUUGGCACUAGUGCCAUUUAUAGUGUUAAUAGUUUGUUUGUUUGCUUAUUUUAUAAUCUAAUACACCACAUGGUAUGCAAAGUUUUAAGAUUACUCAGAGAUGUUCGAAUGUAUUUAAAUAAGAUGAUCCAAAGGAAAACACAAGAAGUCACUUUUCUGCUUUCUAUUCAAAAUAUAGCUAUUUUUUUUAUUUUUAGUGUACUCUAAAUAUUGUAAUUGUGAAAUAUAUUUAUAUUUUACCUUCAAAGAAGGAAUAUACCACA
Zootermopsis nevadensis is the source of this 3565-nucleotide messenger RNA. Lineage: Eukaryota; Metazoa; Arthropoda; Insecta; Blattodea; Termopsidae. The record is from RefSeq and is a predicted model, not a curated record.